AUGAUGUCGACAAAUACAGAAAAUUUAGAAACAUUUUAUCUGAUUUCAUUUCGCAAUCUAAUCGAUUCCGAAUUGUACGAACAACUACAAACGAUUAUUAACUAUGUCGUCUUAUUUGAUGACGAAGAACAGUGUCUUCAAUACAUACAAUCAUUGACUAAAGAUGAUCGUAUUUUCGUAAUUAUCAAAGAUAACUCCUCGUCUCAAUUUGUUUCGCAACUUGUAACACUGCGACAAAUCGUCUUUAUUUACAUUUACACGAAGAAAUCCAGUGAACAAUUGACGAAAAAUUCGAAAAAAAUUAGAGAUGUAUUUUCUCAACGGGAUCAAUUGUUUCAACGGAUUCAAGCCGAUUACACAGAACGAUCAUUGCAGAAAUUGGACGAACCAUUUGUGUACAGCAUUUUCACUGCCAACACCAAUCAAUCUGUUAGUAUGAAUACGAAUUUCAUACAUUUUCAAAUCUUGAUUGAUUGUUUAAUUUGCAUAAAAUCGUCUCCGAAUGAUAAAAAAGACUUGAUCAGUCGCUGUAAACAACAAUACAGACAAAAAUCCAAUGAAGCAACUAUACUCGAAGAAUUUGAAAAAGACUAUAGGCCGGAACGAUGUUUGCAAUGGUACACUCGGUGUAGAUUUCUUGAUCGAAUAUUGAAGAAAGCUCUUCAAGUACAAAAUAUCGAAAUUCUCUUACUUUUUCGAUUCCUCAUUCAAGAUCUAGUCGAACAAUUCAAAUCAAACAAAUCUUUGCCGUCACAGCGUGUUUACCGAGCUCAAUUAUUAUCUAAAACUGAAUUAGAUCUCUUGCAAAAACGGACCGGUGAAUUUCUCUCAAUGAACAUCUUCCUAUUAGCUAAUACCAGUCGUGAACAAACACGAUCAUUUCUGUUAUCAUUACCAACGUAUGACCAAACAGAAAAAGUUCUCCUGGAAAUCCAUAGUAAUCCUCGAAUGCACGAUGUUAGCCAUGCACUUUGUUCGUCUAAAGAAGAAGUGUUAUUUCUAAUCGGUUCAAUAUUUCGUAUGACUUAUAUUGAGCGUGAUCAUGACGGUAUAUGGAAUAUUCAUUUGAUGUUAUGUUCAAGAAAACAACAUCAACUACAAACAGUUAUUGAACAGAAGAGAAACGAAUUGGAUAUUGAGGAAACUGAUCUCCUUUCAAUUGGAUUUCUUUUACAAGACAUGGAAAAGUUCGAUCAGGCAGAAAAAUAUUACCUACACCUGCUCGAUCAACUAUCAAAAGAUCAAGAAGAUCUUUCACGUUGCUAUCAUGCAUUAGGCGAAGUUAUGCAAAAGAAAGGCGAGUAUGAUUCAUGUCUCACAUGGUAUAACAAAGCAUUAGAAGCAUACAAAUCAGAUGAAUCAGGUACUGCUAUGAGUUACAAUAGCAUGGCGAUUGUUUAUUCCAAGAAACGUGAUUAUAAACUCGCAUUGAAAUUUUUCAAUAAAGCGUUAAAUAUUUGGAGCAGUGUACUUGGUGAAGAUCAUCCUGAUGUAGCCAUGUGUUGGAAUAAUAUUGGAAUUAUUAAUCAAGAAGAAGCAAAAUACACAGAUGCAUUAGAAUGUUAUCAUAAAGCAUGGAAUAUUCGUCAGAAGUGCCUAUCAUCAGAUCAUCCGAGUUUAGGUCAAUUACAUGCUUGUAUCGGAAAUGUGAAUUAUCAACUGCGACGGUAUGAUUUGGCGUUGGACCAUUAUAAUUCAUCAAUAGAAAUUUGGAAGAAAACUCUUGGGUCGCAUUAUUUGGACAUGGGCGUCAUUUAUCGAAAUAUUGGACUUGUUUACAGAGAUAAAGGUGAUUUUCAACAAGCAUUAGUUCAUAUGAAAAAGGCAGAAAGCAUCUAUCGUCAAGUGUGUUCACCAACACAUCAUCAGGUUCUACAGAUUGAGAAACUCGUAAACGAUAUUUCCUCAAAAACGUAA
Molecule: messenger RNA, 1917 nt
Organism: Adineta ricciae
Lineage: Eukaryota; Metazoa; Rotifera; Eurotatoria; Adinetida; Adinetidae
Source: the annotation of a GenBank genome assembly